Camelina sativa (false flax) is the source of this 685-nucleotide messenger RNA. NCBI's taxonomy places the organism in Eukaryota, Viridiplantae, Streptophyta, Magnoliopsida, Brassicales, Brassicaceae. The record is from RefSeq and is a predicted model, not a curated record.
AAUAAAAGAGAAAGAUUAUUAUAGAGAACUUGUCUCCUCUGUCUCUCACUCUCUAUCCAAAAUAAUUAAAAACGACGAGAGAAACCAAACACAACAAAAACUUUGUUAAACCAAAGACCUUAGCAUCGUGGUCUUUGUAUAAUUGUAUCUGUCUUUCCCAUUUCGUUUGAUUUCUUCAGACAAUCAUCAGGAUUUAUUUUCUUUCCUAAAUCGAUUGAUUUCUUUAAAACUUUCCUUUUUUUGUUGUUGAGGGAAGAAGUAUAAAAAUUUCGACUUUUUUUUUUAUUUGGGUUCUGUUCCGGGUUUUGAUUUUGAUUAGUUUUUGUUGUCAAUAAUGGAUUCUGAUUCAUGGAGUGAUCGUCUUGCUUCAGCUACAAGGAGAUACCAGCUAGCUUUUCCAUCACGAUCUGAUACGUUCUUAGGGUUUGAAGAGAUAGAUGGAGAAGAAGAGUUCAGGGAAGAGUUUGCUUGCCCUUUCUGUUCUGACUAUUUUGAUAUUGUAUCUCUCUGCUGCCACAUUGAUGAAGAUCAUCCCAUGGAAGCCAAAAAUGGGGUAUGUCCAGUUUGUGCGGUUAGGGUGGGUGUUGAUAUGGUUGCUCAUAUAACCCUUCAGCAUGCUAAUAUAUUCAAGAUGCACCGCAAGAGAAAACCAAGAAGAGGCGGGUCACAUUCCACGUUAUCGAUC